Molecule: messenger RNA, 378 nt
Organism: Nicotiana tabacum (common tobacco)
Lineage: Eukaryota; Viridiplantae; Streptophyta; Magnoliopsida; Solanales; Solanaceae
Source: RefSeq, a predicted model, not a curated record
AUGGCAAAAGCAUACACACAAGCUGAAUUUGACAGUCUGAUGGAGAUAGUGGAGAAGGUAGAUAUUAGGGUGAAAGAAUACUUGGAGUUAACUGGAUACGAAAAGUGGGCUAGGUUGUAUGCACAUGUUAACAGGGGAUGGACAAUGACGACAAAUAUUGUUGAGUCAAUCAAUGCCGCACUAGUGUCAGCAAGGGAAUUGCCAAUAUACGACUUCCACGAAGAAGUUAGGAAGAUGUUUGGACGUUGGAAUUGUAAUAACCACAAAGAAGCUACACAGACAUACACAACGCUUGGAAAAAAAUACCAAGAAAUGCUGACUUUGAAUGAGGCAAUGUCUACAUGCAUGACUGUAAUGUCAUUAUAUUAUAUAGCUUAA